CAGAGCUCAAGUCACCAAAGAAUGCCCGGGAUCAAUUUGGCCUGUGCUCAUUGUGGGUCUAUACCUUCUUGGGGUUGUGGCAGCACCAACAAACCCUGAAAGUCUUGGGGUGCCAUGUGGAUCUGCCUCACAAUGAGUUAUCUGAGACCCUGCACCGUGUCACAUUUUAGCUCUUGUCUGCCCAAUGAGCCUGUAGGACAUACACACACGCCCCAAGGCCUGCUAGUGCCUGAUUUUUGAUGUCACAAUCUGACUUUGGAUAUUAAGUUGACCACAGCUGCUCACAAACUAGAUGGCAGGUGGAAGAGGACAAGUACAAUAAGAUGUGGAAGAGAAUUGACCAUCAACCUAAAAUCAAAGCAGGGGAUGGACCUCAGGUAGGUCAAUUCGAGACAUUGAAUUCAGCUCCCGAGUCUGCUGCGUCACAUCCCCUAGAGUUGUCAGAAUUUCAGAGCUUUCCAGUGUUCAAGGACAUUAGUCGUCACAUCAAAGAAGUGGGGGCCCAACUGGUGAAGAAAGUCAAUGCCAUCUUUCAGCUGGAUAUCACCAAAGAUGGAAAGACCAUUCUGCAAUGGACCGUCGACCUAAAGAAUGGGCAGGGGGACAUGUAUCCAGGAUCGGCAAGGCUCCCAGCAGACACGGUCUUCACCAUUCCAGAGCCCAUCUUUAUGGAGUUGGUUUGGGGCAGACUGAAUCCUCAGAGGGCAUUCCUUGCUGGCAAAUUCAAAGUGAGUGGCAAAGUGCUGCUUGGCCAGAAGCUGGAAAAAGUUUUCAAAGACUGGAUUAAACUUUGAGCAUACAAAACU
Echinops telfairi (small Madagascar hedgehog) is the source of this 806-nucleotide messenger RNA. RefSeq names its product SCP2 sterol binding domain containing 1 (gene SCP2D1). Bases 324 to 794 code for a protein of 156 amino acids. Gene Ontology annotation, cellular component: cytosol. NCBI's taxonomy places the organism in Eukaryota, Metazoa, Chordata, Mammalia, Afrosoricida, Tenrecidae. The transcript has a single exon. The record is from RefSeq and is a predicted model, not a curated record.